Orycteropus afer afer is the source of this 2883-nucleotide messenger RNA. Lineage: Eukaryota; Metazoa; Chordata; Mammalia; Tubulidentata; Orycteropodidae. The record is from RefSeq and is a predicted model, not a curated record.
AUGUUACCUCUUUCUCUUCCUAAGCAGGCACCUAAACCGGUCCUGGCAGCGCAACCUCAUACUGCUCAGAAGAAAGAACCUGAAGUCAAACCUUCGGCACUGACCUACCCAGUCUUUCAGGGUGGGAUGGAGGAAGAGCUCCUUUUUUCCCCUCCUUAUCAAACCCUUUCAGCAGGUACUGCAGCUGGAGAGGGUGCACUGCCCCAAGUGCCGGACGGCGGUGGGGCAAUGAAAGCCACAGGUCCGGCAGCCAGCACCUGUGGAAGAAUGCAGCGCACAGCCCCCUCUAGUGGACCAGCAGAUUCCACGGUCUUGCUGUUGCGGGCCACAGGGCCCGCAGACCCCGCAGACGCAACCGGUAACCAGCAGCUUCACUAUUGGCCUUUUGCCACCAGUUACCUGUACAAUUGGAAAACUCAGAAUGCCAAGUUCUCAGAUAAUCCCAGAGAUUUAACUGACCUCCUAGAAACUAUUUUGUUUACUCAUCAGCCUACCUGGGACGAUUGUCAACAGCUCCUCCAAAUUUUAUUCACUACCAAGGAACGUGAGAGGAUCCAGAUGGAAGCCCGGAAAUCUGUUUUGGGAGAUAACGGGCAACCCACUACCAAUAUAGAUGUGAUUAAUGCCACCUUCCCUUUGACUCAUCCUAAUUGGGACUGCAACACGACUGAAGGUAAGGAGAGACUCUGGGUGUACCGUCAGACUUUAAUGGGAGGUCUCAGGGCAGCUGCAAGAAAGCCCACCAAUUUGGCUAAGGUAGGUGACGUACAGCAAGGGAAGAAUGAAAGUCCUGCCACUUUCUUAGAAAGAUUAAUGGAAGCAUUUCAUCAAUAUACCCCCAUGAAUCCAGAAGUGCUUGAAACUAAAGCUGCACUAAUCAUGGCUUUUGUGAAUCAAGCAGCCUCAGACAUUAGGAGAAAAUUACAAAAAAUUGACAGACUAAAUGAAAAAAGUAUUCAGGAUUUAAUGUUAGUUGCAGAAAGGGUAUAUAAUCACAGGGAAAGUCCAGAAGACCGAGAGGCCAAGGCGCUAGAAGCAGCCAGUGACCGGAACACUCGGAACCUUGCAAAAAUCUUACUUGCCUCAACAACCGGGAGCAUCCGAGAAAGAGAACAACAACUGCAGAAAAUUGCAAAAUACCAAGUGGAGGGGACGCCAAUUGAUAUCCUGGUGGACACCGGGGCACAGCAUUCAGUCUUACUUAAACCCCAAAGAAAACUGUCUAAUAAAACCUCCUGGGUUCAGGGGGCUACAGGAACAAAUCAAUAUUCAUGGACUACCCGAAGAACAGUGGAUCUCAGUGUGGGUCAGGUAUCCCACUCAUUCAUGGUAAUUCCAGAAUGCCCCUAUCCACUUCUUGGGAGAGAUAUACUAACCAAAAUAGGAGCACAAAUCCACUUUCAAAACGGAGGGGUAACCAUUAUGGACAGUAAGGGCCAGCCUAUUCACGUGUUAACUGUAAACCUGGAAGAUGAAUAUAGGCUCCACAAAAACCCCCCUCCUUCUCCAUCUGAGAAUAUAGAACAGUGGUUAUUAGCCUUUCCUAAAGCAUGGGCUGAGACUGGAGGUAUAGGGUUAGAUAAACAUAGGCCACCAGUUUAUGUAGAAAUUAAAUCUGGAGCAGACCCAGUCAGAGUCCGCCAGUACCCUAUAACACGAGAAGCCCGGGAGGGCAUAACCCCCGAUAUCCGGCGCCUAUUAAAAUUAGGAAUACUCUGACCCUGUCAGUCCGCCUGGAACACCCCUGUUCGAAAACCUCAUUCUAAUGACUAUAGACCAGUACAAGACCUCCAAGAAGUCAAUAAACAAGUCAUGGAUAUUCACCCUACUGUCCCUAACCCAUACACCCUCCUUAGUUCUUUACCUCCAGAUUACCAGUGGCACUCAGUCUUAGACCUUAAAGAUGCUUUUUUCAGUCUACCACUGGCCCCAAAGAGCCAGGACCUAUUUGCCUUUGAAUGGACUGACCCGAUAGAAGGCAUUAGCGGAUAACUGACCUGGACGAGGUUACCUCAGGGGCUCAAAAUUUCGCCCACAAUUUUUGAUGAAGCACUACACGAAGACCUGGGUAAGUUCCGAUCCAACCACCCCGGUCUUACACUGUUACAAUAUGUAGAUGAUCUCCUAGUUGCUGCAGCAGACUACGAGACCUGCCUCCAAAGAACUGGAGACCUGCUCCAAACACUAGGAGAUAUGGGGUACCGAGCCUCAGCCAAAAAUGCUCAACUUUGCCAGCCCGAGGUCCAUGGUUGUGUCGACAUUCUGGCUCAAGUGCACAGAACCUGGGCUGACCUACAAGACACACCCUUACCAGAUGCCAAGGUUACCUGGUAUAUGGAUGGGAGCAGCUUUGUGCAUGAUGGACAAAAGUAUGCAGGGGCGGCAGUGGUGACGGAAACUGCAAUAGUUUGGGCUGAACCGUUACCGGCAGGAACAUUGGCUCAACGAACUGAACUCAUAGCAUUGACCAAAGCCCUAACUUUGGGAAAAGACAAAAAGUUAAAUAUUUAUACAGACAGUCGUUAUGUGUUUGCCACAGCACAUAUUCAUGGGGCAAUUUAUCGGGAAAGGGGGCUACUAACGGUGGAAGGGAAGACAAUUAAGAACAAAAACAAGAUCCUAGAUCUACUAGCUGCCCUGUGGCUCCCAAAGAAACUUGCCGUCAUUCAUUGUCCAGGGCACCAGAAAAUCACCACCCCAAUUACCCAAGGCAACAAUCUAGCAGACCAAACCUCCCGAGAAAUUGCGCUGUCUACCAACCUAGUAUUAACUUCCAAUCUACCUGAUUCUGGAAGUCCCACCUUACCUGCAAACCCCAACUACACAGAGGAAGACUUGAAAUGGAUUAAAAAAUUACCUGGAACUCAGUAUGUAAGCAAUUGA